UUUCCUUGGUUAGUAUCUCAGUCUCCACCAGGGUAGAUAGUUGCCAACAAACUGGUUCUUUGAUAACCCCAGUUCAACCUACAUUGCAUGCCAUCAUCAGUUUGAUAUCGAAUGAGAAAAUUACAAAACGCUCAUAUCGAAUGAGAAAAAACUGAUCAAAAUUUCUCAGACGAAAAAUGACCAGUCUUGUCCUAGCAGGCUGCUUCCUCCUCCUCCUUCCUUGUGCAGGUUUUUUUGCAGCUGCGUACGACCCUUUGGAUCCAAAUGGGAACAUAACAAUCAAAUGGGAUGUAAUGUCAUGGACUGCGGAUGGCUAUGUGGCUGCUGUGACGAUGAACAAUUUCCAAAUGUACCGGCACGUCAUGAGUCCUGGUUGGACGCUGGGAUGGACGUGGGCUAAGAAAGAAGUAAUUUGGAGUAUGGUGGGUGCGCAAACCACUGAACAAGGUGACUGCUCCAAGUUCAAAGCCAACAUCCCACAUUGUUGCAAGAAGACCCCAACCGUUGUAGACCUCCUCCCUGGUGUUCCUUACAACCAACAAUUCACCAACUGUUGCAAAGGUGGAGUCUUGUCUUCCUGGGGCCAAGAUCCACAGGCUUCCGUUUCUGCCUUCCAAGUCAGCGUUGGCCAAGCGGGUACUUCAAACAAGACUGUCAAACUUCCCAAAAACUUCACUUUGCUCGGUCCAGGACCAGGUUAUACCUGCGGCCCUGCAAAGGUGGUUCCUCCAACCAAUUUUCUCACUCCUGAUCGUCGCCGCAAAACUCAGGCCCUGAUGACAUGGAACGUGACGUGCACCUAUUCCCAGUUCUUAGCUCGAAAACACCCCAGCUGCUGUGUUUCCUUCUCGUCCUUCUACAAUGAGACGAUCACUCCUUGCGCAUCUUGUGCUUGCGGUUGUGAAAACAAGAAAAAAUGCAUCAAGAGCGACUCCAAGCUUCUUAGCGUAGUUGGAAUAAACACUCCGAGAAAAGAUAAUGCACCGCUGCUGCAGUGCACGCACCACAUGUGCCCUGUAAGGGUGCACUGGCAUGUGAAGAUCAACUACAGGGAUUACUGGAGGGCAAAGAUAGCAAUCACUAACUUCAAUUACCGGAUGAACUACACGCAAUGGACUCUCGUCGUUCAGCAUCCCAAUCUCAACAACGUGACUGAAGUUUUUAGCUUUGAUUACAAGCCACUCGAACCCUACAGAGCCAUCAAUGAUACAGGGAUGUUUUAUGGCAUGAAAUUCUACAACGAUCUGCUAAUGGAAGCAGGACAAUUUGGAAAUGUCCAAUCUGAGGUACUUCUUCGAAAGGACAAGGACACUUUUACGCUCAAGCAAGGAUGGGCAUUUCCCCGGAAAGUAUACUUCAAUGGUGAUGAGUGUAUGAUGCCUCCGCCAGAAGCCUAUCCAUUCUUACCAAAUUCUGCAAAUCAAAACCCAGUUCGUUUCUCAACAUGGAUAUGUUCAGUUCUUACACUUUUAAUUGUAUGGAUAUGGUAAUCAUAUCCUAGUUUUGAUUAUUUGAACAUUACUGUUAAGUUUUGAAGCAGAGAGACACGGCCGCAGAAAAGUUGGAAGCCCAGGUACACAUUUAUUGAGUACUUUGCUAAGGAGAAAAUGGCACUUAAUCUUAAAGAUGCAUAUGCUCAGUCAACUACUAAGAGGUUGUAAUACAAAAGAUAUACACCCAACACACUGUAUUUAUGCACCAUGGUCCAUGACAACAUAUCAUUCGUUACUU
Molecule: messenger RNA, 1731 nt
Organism: Coffea eugenioides
Lineage: Eukaryota; Viridiplantae; Streptophyta; Magnoliopsida; Gentianales; Rubiaceae
Product: COBRA-like protein 4
Exons: 6
Coding region: 177-1490 (437 amino acids)
Biological process (GO): cellulose microfibril organization; plant-type cell wall cellulose biosynthetic process
Cellular component (GO): plasma membrane
Source: RefSeq, a predicted model, not a curated record